This is a messenger RNA of Aspergillus tanneri, 2664 nucleotides long. RefSeq lists its product as uncharacterized. Bases 1 to 2664 code for a protein of 887 amino acids. The record is from RefSeq and is a predicted model, not a curated record. Lineage: Eukaryota; Fungi; Ascomycota; Eurotiomycetes; Eurotiales; Aspergillaceae. The transcript has 5 exons.
AUGUUUGUCAUCAGCUAUGUGGCUUUCCUAGCCCUGCUAGGCAGUAGCGUGUCUGCAUUCGGCUCUCAUGCAGCCAAGAAUGGUCUCCUGCAGGUGCCUCCAUCAUUCGCUCGGGAUGGCAUCUUCUUAUACCCUGCUCUUCACCCAGAACAUGAUCCCAAUGACCUCAACCAUUUGGUCCCCGAGAAUUCUAAACAGUUGUACUACAGCCAGGAGGGCCACCGGCCUGCCUUGCACGGUUCCAAGCAUGCUCAAUUGCAGCCAACCUUUUCAUAUCCCACGGCUGUGUUAGAGCAUUCGAGCCAUAUCAAAGAUGUUACGUGUCAUGAUGGCCACAUCAAGGUCUGCUUCAAAACCCACGAGGCAUUGCAGACUGUGGAAAAAUCUUGGAAGCACGAUAUGGACUCAGAGAUAUUCCACCUGAUAACCUACCAUGUCGGGUGUGGACACCUGACAGGGGAACAGCGUUCUAUUUUCCGUGCAACACAGCCUGUCUUUAAUGAAAAAUGUGUGACUGUUGCUGCGGAGCUCCUUGAUCCGAAGGAAGCGUUCAAGGCAGGCGAGCUGUCAUGGGGAACAUAUGUCAACCCGCACAUUGCCAAGCGCCAGCCUGUUAAAGGGCACAUACGUGCUGCUGCACCUGAGGGGACAGGUGGAAAUGAUACUGUCAAUCUGACUGAGGAUGCAAAGGCGGUUAAAUACUUCUUCGGAACGGACCAGAUUAACACUGACAUACCGAGCACCUACAUGACGGGACUCGAUUCCCUCUCUGACGACGAGUAUGAGGACCAUGUAAGGCGGGGUCUGUUUUCUUGGAUUGUUGAAGGGAUAAAAUCAGUUGUCAAGGCAAUUAGCAACUUCUUUAAGGGCGUCGUGGAUAGGGUGGAGGCUGCCGUCAAUAUUGUAAUAAAAAUUGCGGCAGUUACUGUUAAACUGUUACUGGUGCCCUUUGGGGUUCCCUUUAAUGAGGCCUACCAUGCGGACAUGGACUUUGACCACCGAGCGGGUGGAGGAAGGCUAUCAACCGACUUAGGCAGUGCACUUUCUAUGAUAUCGGACAAUUUUGUGGUCUCGCAACAUGGAGCCGGCGCGAGCAUUAAAUGUGUAAGUUGUGGAGCUAAGGGGAAGUUCACUUUUGAUGGGAAAUUAGCGUUUGAUGUCUCCCAUGGUAUCUCCAGAGCAGAGGUUUCCUUCAUUAAUCAUGAUCCAUUUUUGAUUGAUGCUAUAUUUGCGCUCACUGUUGAUGCCAGAGCAUUCAAGACCAAACCCAACAACGAAAACGGAUUUAGUAUGACGGCGGAGAAGCAGAUAGCUGCAGUACCAUUAUCACCAUUUACUAUUCCAACAAUCAUCACCCUUGGGCCAGAAGUCUCUGUUAAUGUCGCAGCAAGCAUCUACUUUGAUGCACAUGGGGAGUUCACGGCUGGCGCAAGGUUUUCUAUCUCUGAGGGCCGUCUGGUACUGAAUGUGACGGACAAAGACAGAAAUGAGGCAUCAGGCUUUAAACCAUCCCUUGAGCCGGUAUUUAACAUGACGAAGGGAAACAUUGUCGCUACUGCAGACCUAGCCUUGCCAGUUGGUCUUGAGCUCGGGGUGGAUGUUCUCAUGGGUACAUGGAAGAAGACUAUUGGAGUGUUUGAUGCCCCUUCGGUCUAUCUUACAGCAGGUCACUCCAAAGGCGAAGGGCAUGCCUGUGAUGGGGUCGAGUUCCGCGCCGGAGCCAAGGAACGAGUCUAUUCCUCAGCCCUGGGCAUCUGGGAAGCCAAUGGGUGGGACGCACAGAAAGUGGAACCUUCUUCUGGAUUUUUCGCCGAAGUUGCGGAGUCGCUUGGUGGCGUGCACAGCCUGCCUUCUAGUAAAACACUCAACCUUACUCGGCCUGGCCCUAUUAUUCACGAGGACGAGCAUUUCGAGGAAGAGAAUGAAAAGAAAAAACACAAGUUGAGGAAGUUGCCGAAGACCAACGGGUUCCGACUGAUCCAGGAUGCCCAACAGACAGCAAUCCUGGUCUCUGGAACAGAUGGCAAGAUGUAUAUGGUCGACAACUCGGUGGAUUACGAUGUCAGCGCUCCCUGGGGUGCUAUGGAUCUCAAGAAGGACAUUUUUAGUUAUGAUGUCUUUGGCCGCCUAAUCUACUACAAUGCCUCUCAAGAUUUUUCUGUCAUUCCCGGCUUUAAUGCAACAGUGAACUCUAUAGACUCUAUGUUGAAAGAGUUACCUGCUGAAGCAAGAAAACUUUAUUCCGGUCUAUUUGACCCCAAUGUCCUAAAAGGUGGGAUGGUCGAAUUGGGCGUCGCCCGUGCGGAGGAGAUGCCUAAAGCUGUCCGAGUUGCGACUCUGUCGGUUCUGAAAGGUUCUCAGGACACUAGUAUCUAUGGAGUGGCAUUCAAUGGCACAUUUGUCAAAACAGUCCUUGGUGUCCCUGUUUCCGGACCAGAAGAAAUAGAGGUGAUCUGGUUUCCCACAGUGUGCCAAGAUCCUGGCCAAGGACUUCGACUUUAUGCGUCGAAGUACCUAGUUGACGAAAAUGGAAAUGCAAAAUCAGAACACAACUACAACGCAAACUUACAAUACGACAUGGACCGACUAAUCUUGAAUUUGGAUAGCAAGCGAAAGGUGUGCCGCACCGUGAGAUUGACUUCAGACGCGAAAAGCACUGUCUAG